Molecule: messenger RNA, 942 nt
Organism: Scophthalmus maximus (turbot)
Lineage: Eukaryota; Metazoa; Chordata; Actinopteri; Pleuronectiformes; Scophthalmidae
Exons: 1
Source: RefSeq, a predicted model, not a curated record
UCCUCUUCCUCUUUCUCCCUCUCUUCCUCCUCCUCCUCCUCUACCUCCUCCUUCUCUACCUCCUCCUCCUCCUCCCCUUCCUGCCUCUCUUCCUCCUCUUCCUCCUCGUCCUCCUCCUCCUCUUCCUACUCCUCCUCUACCUCCUCCUCCUCGUCCCAUUCCUCCCUCUCUUCCUCCUCCUCCUCUUCCUCCUCUUCCUCCUCCUUUUCCUCUUCCUCCAUCUCUUCCUCCUCUUCCUCUACCUCCUCCUCCUCGUCCCAUUCCUCCUCCUCCUCCUCCUCCCAUUCCUCCUCCUCCCAUACCUCCCUCUCUUCCUCUGCCUCCCUCUCUUCCUCCUCCUCCUCCUCUACCUACUCCUCCUCGUCCCAUUCCUCCCUCUCUUCUUCCUCCUCCUCUUCCUCCCUCUCUUCCUCCUCCUCCCAUUCCUCCUCCUCCCAUUCCUCCCUCUCUUCCUCUUCCUCCCUCUCUUCCUCCUCCUCCUCCUCUACCUACUCCUCCUCGUCCCAUUCCUCCCUCUCUUCUUCCUCCUCCUCUUCCUCCCUCUCUUCCUCCUCCUCCACCUCCUCCUCCUCCUCCUCAUCCUCCUUCUCCUCUACCUCCUCCUCCUCGUCCCAUUCCUCCCUCUCUUCUUCCUCCUCCUCUUCCUCCUCCUCCACCUCCUCCACCUCCUCCUCCUCCUCUAACUCUUCCUCCUCCUCCCAUUCCUCCUCCUCCUCCACCUCCUCCUCCUCCUCUACCUCUUCCUCCUCCUCCCAUUCCACCUCCUCCUCCUCCUCCUCUUCCUCCCUCUCUUCCUCCUCCUCCUCUACCUCCUCCUACUCGUCCCAUUCCUCCCUCUCUUCCUCCUCUUCCUCCUGUUCCUCCUCCCCCUCCUCCUCCUCCUCCUCCUCCUCCUCCCAUUCCUCCUCCUCCCAUACCUCCCUCUCUUCCUCUUCCUCCCUC